Molecule: messenger RNA, 1737 nt
Organism: Penicillium pulvis
Lineage: Eukaryota; Fungi; Ascomycota; Eurotiomycetes; Eurotiales; Aspergillaceae
Product: fungal specific transcription factor domain-containing protein
Exons: 5
Coding region: 1-1737 (578 amino acids)
Biological process (GO): regulation of DNA-templated transcription; DNA-templated transcription
Cellular component (GO): nucleus
Molecular function (GO): zinc ion binding; DNA binding; DNA-binding transcription factor activity, RNA polymerase II-specific
Source: RefSeq, a predicted model, not a curated record
AUGUCCCAAUCAACCCACAGCCGAGAGAAAUCCCCACAGUCCAGACCGCAACAUAAACCCGGUCUAGCCUGCGAAGAAUGCCGAAGGCGGAAGCUCCGCUGCGAUCGCCGCCAGCCCAAAUGUGGUCUGUGUGAAUCGUCUGGUGUAGAAUGCCAGAUCACCGCUCGACCACCUCGUGGACCCAAACGUGGGUAUCUUAAGGUCCUGCAAGAUCGCAUUGCCAAUCUAGAGGGACUCCUGCAGCAAAACAAUACCACAGCAAACCCACCAAGCGACGGGGGCUCUUUUGAAAAUCUGCUAUUGGAGGAGCCGAUUGAUCUGCCACUAUGGGAAUUCCCAAUCAACAUGGAUGAAGAUAAUCCUUUACUUGAAGCCUGCGCCCGAGCCAAGUCAUCGCAUUCAUCUGGUGAAUCCUCAGUAGAAGGAAUGGCCGGCACCCCGGUCUCUUCAAUGCUGGCCCUCGAUCCCACACUGUCUCUUAACCCAUGGAAUCCCUUUGAAUUUGACACUAAGAUAUCAGACUUAAUGCAAGCCGACCUUGAUCAGCUCUAUUUCGACCGAAUCCACAACUUCAUGCCUAUCCUCCACCCAGGCCGGUACUUCGCUUCACGAAAACAACAGAUAAGGACAGAUGGCCAAUGGUGCCUACAAUAUGCCAUGUGGACACUUGCAGCUUCGGUAUCAGCACACUACCAAAAUGUCGGAGACUCCCUAUAUCAACAUACCCGCCGGUCGCUCGAGACGUUGGAUUCGAAAAACACGAAGCUUGAAUCCAUGGACCUCGAACAAGUACAGGCUUGGCUUCUGCUUGCCAUACACGAAUUCAUGUGUAUAGACUUUCGGCGAGGAUGGAUGAGCGCUGGUCGAGCCUUCCGACUGAUCCAACUAAGCUGGCGACAUGGCACCGACGGCCCAGACCAGGCUCAAGGUGACUGGAUCGAAUCGGAGCAGAAGCGAAGAACAUUCUGGAUGGCCUAUUGUUUGGAUAGAUUUGUGAGCAUGCGAAUAGGGUCCCCGCUGACAUUCAGUGAAACAAUUGCCAUUCGACUUCCAUGUCCCGAGAACAAUUUUCAAAAUGAUCAGCCUAUUGUCAUGGGCUUUCUCUCCGAGACUCUUGUCGCCGCUAGCCCAACUGUGGUAUCUGCAUUUACCGAGUGUAUCAUUGUUGCAACAAUUAGUGGCCAUACACUAUCUCAUCGCCACCAAUAUCCUAUUCGAGACAUAGGUUUCAACGCCCUGGAAGCGUUUUGGGCCCAGCAUCAGUGGAUUAAAGUUAUCCACAACCAGUGGAUGGAGUCAUUCUCGUCAAAAUACCCUGCCGACAUGCAGCAGAGCGACCCUAUGCUCCUUUUUAUUGGGCUGAUGUAUCGAAUUAUCACUCUGCAUCUAUAUCAGACUACCGCGUGUAUGAUCCCUGCAGCCGAUGAGGAGCAGCGUGAUGUUGUCAUAGAAAAUAGAACACGCGCAUCAUUGGCAGCCAAAGAGAUCGUUGGCCUGAUCAAUCAACUAUCCCAUCUCAACUCAUUCAAGCUUCACCCUCUCACCCCCAUACCCCUUUCACUUUGUGUGGAGUUCUUUGUCUCGAAUAACGAGCCUGGCGACGGUUUUGCCAAAGAGCUACAGGAUAUUAUUCAAGCCAUCAGUUGCCUGAAGAACUUCAAUAACAUUGGAAAGGGAAUAUCUCAUUUGUUCGAAGAACGCGGUGCCGCAGCGGGUAUACCAGCCAUUGUCCAAUAG